This is a messenger RNA of Zea mays, 711 nucleotides long. RefSeq lists its product as uncharacterized. The transcript has 5 exons. Gene Ontology annotation, biological process: mRNA splicing, via spliceosome. Gene Ontology annotation, cellular component: U2 snRNP; precatalytic spliceosome. The coding region runs from base 243 to 506 and encodes 87 amino acids. Lineage: Eukaryota; Viridiplantae; Streptophyta; Magnoliopsida; Poales; Poaceae. The record is from RefSeq and is marked validated.
CCCGCGUCCGCUGUGUGCUCUCUCGCUCUCUCGGUGGAAGUUGGCGACGACUGGGCGACCGCCGCCGCCGUACGCCAGGUGCUCAGGUCUCCGUCAGACCCUUCGCCAGGUCUUCUUCGGCGGCGAGCACCGCCAGGGUGUGCACCCAAUCUUCUUCACUGGGUCCUCCGCUGCUUCUAGUCACGCAUCUAAAUCCGGAGUUGCCAGCAUUCGCUUGAGGUGCCGGACCACAGCACACCAUCAUGCAGGCUAGCGAUAGGUUCAACAUAAACUCUCAGCUUGAGCAUCUUCAAGCCAAAUAUGUUGGUACAGGGCAUGCUGAUUUGUCUAGAUUUGAAUGGGCUGUAAACAUCCAGAGAGACAGUUAUGCCUCUUAUAUUGGGCACUAUCCAAUGCUAGCAUAUUUUGCCAUUGCUGAGAACGAAUCGAUCGGAAGAGAACGUUACAAUUUCAUGCAGAAAAUGCUGCUUCCUUGUGGCCUUCCUCCCGAGAGAGAUGAAGAUUGAAGAGCUAGCUGGUGCUGCAUAGUUUCUGUGUUUCCAGUGGUUCCUGUAGUGUUUGCUUUUAGCUACCAUCGUACUAUGUGCGAGCAUGCCUUUCACGUUUCUUCCUUUAGUCUCUUUUGUGAUACAUAGAACCCGUAUGUAUUGUUAACCAAAUGCUGGCCUGCCCCAUUGUUGUGUUUUUGUGGUGUGUUCAGCCAAUGUGAAA